Messenger RNA from Aphis gossypii (cotton aphid), 3041 nucleotides. RefSeq names its product probable ATP-dependent RNA helicase DDX20. NCBI's taxonomy places the organism in Eukaryota, Metazoa, Arthropoda, Insecta, Hemiptera, Aphididae. The coding region runs from base 178 to 2820 and encodes 880 amino acids. The record is from RefSeq and is a predicted model, not a curated record. The transcript has 7 exons. Gene Ontology annotation, molecular function: ATP binding; nucleic acid binding.
CAAAUUGAUAAACGGAAACGGCGUUUGAGUGUUUCCACUUUCGAAUUCUAUGGGUCAUUUGUCUCAUUUUAUUUACUUGCAUUUAAAAAGUUCAAAGUGUCAUACCUAUUAUCUAAUUCAUAGAGACGUUUUUUAUUCAGCUAUUUUUACUUUUUUACUUAACUUUGUAUUGACACUAUGCCGGCGUCCGAAUAUUCUAAAGACACUGACCGAACUACUGACGUACAAACACACGAUGAGACACCAUUUAGCGACAUUGUAACAGACCAUCCACUCAUAUUGAAAGGUCUGUCCGAUUGUGGUUUCAUAAAUGCUUCUCCUAUACAAGUUGCUGCUCUACCAACAAUCAUUGCAGGAAAUGAUACAAUAGUGGAAGCAAAAAAUGGAACUGGAAAGACAUUAACUUUUGUUAUACCAACUUUGAUUAGACUGAAAUUAGAUCAAGAUCAUUUACAAACUAUUAUUUUGGCACCAACACGAGAAAUCGCUGUCCAAAUACAACAGUGUUUCAAAAAAGUUGGACAGCACCUGCCAGGACUGAAAUGUGAAUAUUUCAUUGGUGGUACUCCAGUUGAUGUUGACAAACAGAAGGCGAAAUCAUGUCAAAUAGCUGUUGGUUCUCCAGGACGCAUCAAACACUUACUCAAUGAACAUGUGUUAAAAUGUUCAGAAGUAAAGAGCUUUAUACUUGAUGAAGUUGAUAAAUUAUUUACUGACAAAUGUUUUACAAAAGAUGUUCGGCUGAUAGAUACUAAACUUCCAAAAUUAAAGCAAACAAUAGUUGUAAGUGCUUCAAUUGAUAAAAAUGAUAUGUCUGUUUUUGAUGAGUUCAUGAAAGAGUAUAUUAUAGUCAAGGGAGCAGAAGAAGAUAUGAAUGCAUUACAAGACCCGUCAAAGUUCCUAUUAGGUAUUCAGCAGUAUGUAGCAUGUGUUAAAGCAGUCAGUACUAAUAUAAUAUUAUUACCUGCAAAAAAUGUGCGACUUCUUAAUAUAUUAAAAAAUUUACCAUUUACUCAAUGUAUCAUAUUCACUAACUACAUGACAAGAGUUGAAGCUGUUUGUAAUAUGCUACGUGACCAUAACUAUAAAGCGGAUUAUAUUAGAGGUGAUCAAGAUCAAAGUAUUCGAUUGAAGUUAGUAGAUAGAUUAACAUCUUUUAAAUCAAAAAUACUUGUUGCCACGGAUUUGAUAGCCAGAGGAAUAGAUUCGUCAAAUGUAGACUUGGUGAUUAAUAUGGACUGUCCACAUGAUUGGGCUACAUAUCUACAUAGAAUUGGCCGAGCUGGAAGAUUUGGAAACAAAGGAAAUGCUUUUACUAUUUUGGAUGAUGACAAAGAGUUGAAAACUUUUAAACAUAUUAUUAAUAGUAUUGAAAGUAUUAAGGUUAAAAUGUUACCAAUCGCAAUAACAAAACCUAUACUUGAAUAUGCAGACAACGAGCUUGAAGAUCUUAAUUUAACUACUGAAACUGAAAUGUUACCAAUCCAAGAUACCGAAAAUGGAAUAACUAAAGAAAAUGGAAAUAAUUUAAUUGAAGAAAACUUAAAUAAGGAUAAUGAAAGUGAUUCUAUAUUUAGUACCAAUGAUAUUGAAUCAAAUGUUAGCAGUUUAUCUGAAAAGGAAUCACUACAAAAGCUUUGUGAUCUUGUUAAAGAAACUGAAAAAAAACUCAUUGAAAAUAACAUGGUUGAUAAAAAACAUUUAACUGAUGAUAGAUCCUAUGUGUUAUUUGAUCCAGAACCUUUACUUAAUAGCACUGAUCAAUACACAAAAUAUAGUCCUGAAGAUCUUUUAGAUAUUAUAAAAAACUAUGAUUCAGAUUUUGAAAAAUAUGAAGCUAGUAAAAAACUAAUGUUAAAAAACUCUACUCUCCAAACUGUUAGUGAAAAUGAGCCUUCUAAUAUAAAUCAAAUAUGUGAAAAUAAUGAUUUAAAAAAUUUAUCUAACACUACUGAUAUUAAAAUGAACAAUAUAAAUACAGAUCAGUUGUUGGAGAGUCAACAUAAACCUCUUAUUAAUAUUGAAGACGAGAAGUUAGUUAACGAAGUAUGUUCAGAAAGCAAUAUUUCAAAUGAAUCAAUUAUUGAUGACCCUAAAAUUGAUAUAAAUAAUAGUCAACGACUACGAUUCACAGACAUUUAUAGUUUAUUUCAAAUACCAGAUUUUAGCCUUUUAAAGCCGGUACAGCAUGAUAGUGAAUUUGCUCAUUUAACAGAUGCAGAUGAGAGUGAUGUGUCAACUAUGAUGUGUGAAAAGAGUAGUAAAGCUGAAGAAUUUUCGGAAGAAGAAUACUGCGACGAAGAAGAAUCUUGUGAUGAAGAAGAAUACUACGAUGAAGAAGAAUACUGCGAGGAAGAAGAAUGCUGUGAUGAAGAAGAAUACUGUGAGGAAGAAGAAUGUUGUGAUGAAGAAGAAUGCAGCGAUGAAGAAGAUUCAUGUAAUGAAGAAUACUGUGAUGAAGACAAAUACCAUGAUAAACAAGAAAAUCCCAAUGAAAAAGAAUAUUGUGAUAAUAAAAAACUAUAUGAGGAGGAAAUUGAUUUAGUAGCAGAAAAUAAAAGUUUUGAUGAACGUUAUACAAAUAAAAAUUGCUUUUAUAAUCAUAACAACCAUGGGAUACAUUUUGAGAAAGAUAGCUGUAAAUCUACACAGAAACCGUUUUGCAAUAAUAUCCAAAAAUAUAAUUUUCCUAAAACAGAAGAAAAAAAUAUUGAAAUUAAUGAUCAUCAAGUAGUAGAUUAUGAAAUUUUAAAUGACUGGUAUAGCCAGUGGAAACAGCAAAUGAAUCGUAUACAGACAUUUGUCAGGAUGAGUAAGUGAUUGUCUUGUGUAAUAAGUUAUAAAUUCAAAAGAACUGAAUGCAAAAUAUUAUUUUGUUAAGUAAAAUUUUACUCUGUAUUCUAAUUUAAAUUUUAGUUUUUUAUGUUUUGGUAAAUAGAUGAUAUUACUGAUAUUCACCAAUUUUAUAUUUAGUGUAAUAACUAAUAAUGUAUGUCAAUUUAAUUUUUUUUUUUACAAACAAUAAAACACCAAAAAAUGUA